AACGUCUCCGAGUUCGUGGCCGAGACGGCGAAAAAAUCCAAGGAGUUCGCCGCCGAGGUUUCCACCAAAGCGGAUCAGCUCAAAGUCGUUGCGUUGAAGCAAGCUGAUCAGAUCCAGAACAUUAAAUCUAUUGCCGACAUUAUACCUCCGUUUGGGGGAGGAUCAGGAUCUGGUGGUGGUGGUUCUGUGAUCUCUGAAUCUGAGCUUGUUAGCUUUGGUAUUACCGAUGAUUUGAGAGAGUUUGUUAAAGGUUUGACGUCUGCUACGUUCCAGGCUUUUCCUGAACAAGAUGAAUCUUCGGAAGUUUCUUAUUUGGAAACAAGUGCGUCUAAUGUUCGGAAGGAUCUUUCGGAGUGGCAGGAGAGGCAUGCCACUCUUGUUCUUGGUUCCGUUAAGCAAAUUUCGAAGUUAAGAUAUGAGUUAUGCCCACGAGUCAUGAAAGAAAGGAGGUUCUGGAGGAUAUACUUUACCUUAGUGAGCACUCAUGUUGCACCAUAUGAGAGGAAGUACAUGGAGGAACUUAGGAACAAAGCAGAGAGUAAAGAGGAAGAAGCUAAGAAGAGCCCAGGGGUUGAAGGGACAGAAACAGGUGAAAAGAAUGUCACAAAAAGCAGAACAUCUACUGCAUCCUCUGAGCAAGAUCUUGACACAUUCCUCCUGGGAGAUUUAGAAGACAGUGACGAAGCUCCCGAUGAUGAUGAUAAUGGUGAUGAUGGAGGAAGCCUGGGUGAUGAUGACUUCGACAAGAUUGGCAACUCUGAUGCUGAAGAAGAAAAAGAAACAAAUGCAGCAAAAGCCUAGAAAUAUAUUAGUUUUGUUACACCCAAUUGUGGAGAAGUAAAUGAGGAUGGUAUAUGAUCGAUCUGUUUCAUCAUCAGUGUAUAGCUUUUGCUUUGGCGAAGAUGCAAAAGAACGCAUUUUAUUCAUUCGAAUUCGCAGUUUAUUGAAAAAAAACGAGACUUCUUUUUU
Molecule: messenger RNA, 969 nt
Organism: Camelina sativa (false flax)
Lineage: Eukaryota; Viridiplantae; Streptophyta; Magnoliopsida; Brassicales; Brassicaceae
Source: RefSeq, a predicted model, not a curated record